CUUGGCGGCCGGGAUUCUUUCAGUCAGUCAGAAGGAGAACAGAACCGGGGAGUAUGAAACUAUCAGAAAUUCAGGAAGACGGUGGAAGACUUACAUGAUCGGAGACAAAAUGCGGCUGCUACACAUCGUGGUGGUGUCUGUGGUGGCCCACGGCCUCUUGCUGCUCAAACGCGUCAACGGGGAAACAUCUCCUAGGGACGUGGAGAGGGCGCUUGAGGAGGCGCUCAAACACAUCAGGGGCCUGACCUCCAGUGCCGAGAAGCCAGAUAUAUCGGAGGCAACUCUUAAUCUAACGGUAGCUAUACAAGAUCUAACGUCUGCAGUCAUGAAUAAUACAGAGAUGAUUGCUACUGCACUGGGAGACAGAGAACCUUUCAGCGGCGACCAGUUGCCAGGGAGGACGAAAUGUGAACCGCCUUUCUUCCCCUUGAGAUCAGAAUGUUUCUACGUCAACAGAUACAAGCUUGUUUCGUGGGCUGAAGCCCGCGAAUUCUGUAAGGGUCUGGGUGGUGACCUCGCUGUGCCCAAUGAUGUCAACACUUUGAGGGCAACGCUACUGGACAAAUUCCCUGAGGAUCAGUACAAGUCCUUCUGGAUCGGAGCCAAGGAAUCAGGCUCCGAGGGCUCGUGGGUGUGGGUCUCGACGAAGCCCUUCCAGGCCAAGGACUGGGCUACGGGACAACCCGACGGCGGGAACGAAAACUGCGUCAUCCUGAGUCGCGACGAUUACCCGCCCCUUCACGACAGCCCUUGCUACCUCAACACUCUCUUCAUCUGCGAGAGGGUCCUGCGACUUCAGCAGUGAGCGAAUGGAGUACGCCGUGGGGGCUUUCAGGGGGCGGAGGAAGGUUUUGCGGGGGUCAUGGUGCAGGAGGAAGAGAGGAAUCGUAGCGGCAUACAGGAGAAAGGAUGCUUCACAGCAGGAGAAAAAAGGAGGAUCUCGAGAUGAGUGAACUCUUCCACACAGGAAGUCCAGGGAACGAGCAGAAAUGUAGAAGAAUGAUAAUAUGCUUUUUGUUUUGUGCCUGUUACUGUAUACAUGUUGAGUCACUGUUUAACUUAGUAUAUUUCUCCGCAAUGUAUUCAAGCUAUUCUCUAUGUUCACGCCAGUUUAUGGCUCCUGAAAGUCAGGAGGAAAUCUAUUCACAUUAAGACUAUGAGAAGCUGUAAAAUGAGUUCGCGAGAUUUCGCCAUUACAAAGUGCCUGCGCAACUGCUUAUUGUUUGUGAACAUCUUUGUUCAAACUUGAAAUUUCCCUCACUAAAAAUGUCAAAAACUGCUUGCAACUCUGCUUUAGUAACUUUUAUAACGUCUUCACGUUUAUCAACUGUGCCUUGCUAUGUCCAUUAGUCUAUGGUCAUUUGAGAGAAAAGAUACACACACAUGUAACACACACACACACACACACACAUAUAUAUAUAAAUAUAUAUAUAU
Messenger RNA from Macrobrachium nipponense, 1434 nucleotides. RefSeq names its product perlucin-like. Bases 95 to 805 code for a protein of 236 amino acids. Lineage: Eukaryota; Metazoa; Arthropoda; Malacostraca; Decapoda; Palaemonidae. The record is from RefSeq and is a predicted model, not a curated record. The transcript is spliced from 5 exons.